Messenger RNA from Colletotrichum abscissum, 1356 nucleotides. Its product is annotated as mandelate racemase/muconate lactonizing enzyme domain-containing protein. NCBI's taxonomy places the organism in Eukaryota, Fungi, Ascomycota, Sordariomycetes, Glomerellales, Glomerellaceae. The transcript has 2 exons. The record is from RefSeq and is a predicted model, not a curated record. Gene Ontology annotation, molecular function: L-fuconate dehydratase activity; magnesium ion binding. The coding region runs from base 1 to 1356 and encodes 451 amino acids. Gene Ontology annotation, biological process: carbohydrate catabolic process; amino acid catabolic process.
AUGAGUCUCGAUAUUACCAUCACAGGGUGGCAGACGCGCGAUGUGCGCUUCCCUACUUCCCUGGACAAGACCGGUUCCGAUGCCAUGAACGCUGCUGGUGACUACUCUGCCGCCUACUGCAUUCUCGAGACCGACUCCAAGUACUCUGGCCACGGCAUGACCUUCACAAUCGGACGAGGAAACGAUAUCGUCUGCAAGGCCAUCGACUACCUGGUUGAGAGAAUCAAGGGCAAGAAGCUGUCAGACCUCGUCUCAAAUUGGGGCCAGACCUGGAGAUACCUCGUCAACGACAGCCAGCUGAGAUGGAUCGGUCCUGAGAAGGGUGUCAUCCAUCUGGCCCUCGGCUCCGUUGUCAACGCCAUCUGGGAUCUGUGGGCCAAGGUCCUCGGCAAGCCUGUCUGGCGCAUCGUCGCCGACAUGUCUCCCGAGGAGUUUGUCGCCUGCAUUGACUUCCGUUACAUCACCGACGCCAUCACCCCCGAGGAGGCCAUCCAGCUGCUCAAGGAGCAGGAGCCCACAAAGGCACAGCGCAUCAAGGACGCCGAGAACAGCCGCGCCGUUCCGGCCUACACCACCAGCGCCGGCUGGCUCGGCUACGGCGAGGACAAGAUGAAGGGCCUCCUCCAAGAGACCCUCGGCAAGGGAUACCGCCACUUCAAGCUCAAGGUGGGCAGCAGCGUCGAGCAGGACAAGAGGCGCCUGAGCAUCGCCCGCGAGGUCAUUGGCUACGACAGCGGCAACAUCCUCAUGGUCGACGCCAACCAGGUUUGGUCCGUGCCCGAAGCCAUCGAGUACAUGAAGCAGCUCAAGGAGUUCAAGCCCUGGUUCAUCGAGGAGCCCACCUCCCCCGACGACAUCCUCGGCCACAAAGCCAUCCGCGAGGCCCUCAAGCCCUACGGCAUCGGCGUCGCCACCGGCGAGAUGUGCCAGAACCGCGUCAUCUUCAAGCAGCUCCUCAUGUCGGGCGCCAUCGACAUUUGCCAGAUCGACGCCUGCCGCAUGGGCGGCGUCAACGAGGUCCUCGCCGUCCUGCUCAUGGCCAAGAAGUUCAACGUGCCCAUCGUCCCCCACUCGGGCGGCGUCGGCCUGCCCGAGUACACCCAGCACCUGAGCACCAUCGACUACGUCGUCGUCAGCGGCAAGCUCUCCGUGCUCGAGUACGUCGACCACCUGCACGAGCACUUCCUCAACCCCUCCGUCAUCAAGGACGGGUACUACCAGACACCCACCGAGCCCGGCUACAGCGUCGAGAUGAAGGCGGACAGCAUGGACCAGUACAGCUACCCCGGCAAGCAGGGCGUCAGCUGGUGGACCAGCGACGAGGCUAAGCCCAUUAUUGAGGGAGAGAAGAUUUAA